CCGGUCGUAAUAAUCUUGUUUCUUUUAAUGAUUUCAAUCAUAAUUUGGAAGAUUCACGAUGAGGGUGAGAAGAAUAAUGGAAAUAGCGAACUUCUGUUAAAUGCUUUUGGGAAUGAACGAAUUUCUCACGAAGACAAGCGAAGCAAACCGAAGAAGUAUAUAUCCUAUCAGCCUCCGGGAGGUGGCUGGAACAAUCAAAGAAUUGCUUUUGAGAACGCCGUGAUUAUGGCCGCUAUGUUGAAACGAACGCUCCUUGUACAUCCAUUAGCUCCUCACGAUUAUAUCUUGGAACUGAAGACGCGAUUCAACCAGUCAGCGGGGUAUACCAUUUACAAUAUGCUCAGAACAGAAGAAUUAAUUCCCAUUUCAAAGCUUAUCGAUCUCAACCGACUGUCAUCAUUACUGCCUCUGCAGGAAAUAACUUCAAGCCACAAUGAAUUUAAGAAGAAAUUCAGAAAUAGUUCGUGGUACAAAGUCUGCCAUAAUGGCCUAGCUUACGCUUGGGUAGAUAAAAUUCCCCCCGGGUUCGAUACGAGCAGUUUAAAACUGGAGAAGUAUAGUAAAUAUUUCAGAAAGGCUCAAAAAAUUGCAAAAUACCGUCAAGUGUGCUCAGAGAAAAGUGAAAUUGAGCUAUUGGGAAUUUGGGAAUUUCUUCGCGAACUGCGUAAACGAAAAGAAGACAUAAUUUAUUUUGACAAAGGAUCGCUUUUCGUCCGACAUAUUUUAUUCACAGAUUACAAGAGGGCCUUAGACGCACAAAGGGCACUUAUUGAUUAUAUCCAUCCAACAUUUGAAGUUUUACAUAAUGCUGAACAAAUAACAUCCUUGAUUGGAAAACCGUUUAACGCUAUCCAUGUACGCCGAAACGAUCAUAAAACUGGUAGACGGCUGGAUAUUCACUACUGGAUCUCACGAUUAGCUAAGGCAAAUGCAUUAAAAUACUCGAACAAACUUUACAUCGCUACAGACGAAACUGAUUUCACUUGGUUUUCUGCACUAAAAGAAGCAGGAUACAAAAUUUUCUUUGCAAAAGAUUUUGAUGUUUUUCGUGAAAUUAACCAAGCUAAUCCGGUAAAAGGCAAGGAUAUUGUAGGCUUUCAUGAGCAGGUGAUUUGCUCUUAUGCAAAGAUUUUUGUCAAAUCUUAUUAUUCCACAUUUUCACGAGUAAUUGAACGAUAUAGAGAAGUUGAACAUUGGGACAAGAAUCGUUUUAGAAAUCUUGUAUUUUCUCCUGUGAAAUGGUUAAAUAUUUAUCGACCUUAAAAUUAAAAGAACACCAGGACCUAGAUGAAAGUCCUACCCUACUACAUUUAGUUUAGUCCCAUAACGACUUACUCCCAUGAAAAUGCAAUUUCUUUAAAAAGAUCCUGAGUUCUAUAAUCAAUGUUUUGCCAUACGAACAUAUAUUAGAAAAUGCU
Messenger RNA from Dendronephthya gigantea, 1418 nucleotides. RefSeq lists its product as uncharacterized. The record is from RefSeq and is a predicted model, not a curated record. Gene Ontology annotation, biological process: protein O-linked glycosylation via fucose. Bases 28 to 1263 code for a protein of 411 amino acids. Lineage: Eukaryota; Metazoa; Cnidaria; Anthozoa; Malacalcyonacea; Nephtheidae. Gene Ontology annotation, molecular function: peptide-O-fucosyltransferase activity. The transcript has a single exon.